AAAGAAAGAAGAAAGCUCAGCACGAAGUCCCUCGCUUCUGAUUUAACAGAAGAGCAAAGAAAGCAGCUAUGUGGUUUGCUGGGGAAAGUGAAACUGUCUCUUCUCUACAAAGCUUCAGUCCAUGGAUAUAAUGCUUCUGUCUUCCAUCAGCUAUGUGACCAUCAGGGUCCCACCUUACUUGUAGCCUACAACUAUUCAGAAUACAUCUUUGGUGGAUAUAAUAGUGUAGAUUAUACUCAGUGUGGCCAGCAAAUUACAGAUAAAGACGCUUUCCUGUUCAGCUUUGAAGGUAAAGAGCCAGUCUGCAUCAGUUAUAGUGGACAUUAUGCACGUUAUGAUGACGCUGGAGGGCCCAACUUUGGUCAACAGUUGUGCUUUUAUUACAACAACCAACCAGUUGUGCAUCCUCAAGGAGGGAUCAAUGCAUUCGAUUUUUAUUCUGAUACACUGUAUGGGGAAGACCCCGAUCUGAGGGAAUGUGAGGUGUACAAAGUCAAAAACAUCCUUCAGGUCAUGGAGAAACGAUGGAGGAAUGUUCUGUGGACAGCUGAUCGAAGAGCAGAGCUCAUGGGAUUGAUCAGGAAUUAUAAACCCCUGGUGACGUCUGUGAGUCGGGUCAGAAUCCUAAUGAUCGGUCCUGUGGGUGCUGGGAAAUCCAGUUUCUUCAACUCCAUCAACUCCAUCUUCAUGGGCCGUAUUACCAGCAAAGCCAUGUCAGGAUCUGCAGGCACUAGUCUCACCACACAGUUUUGCACUUUUCCAGUGAAAGACGGUCGUGAGGGAAAGCCAUUGCCGUUUGUGUUGUGUGACGCGGAGAAGAUCCACUGUGUGGUGUACGUGAUAGACACCACCAAAAUCUCCCUUAUGUCCAGCAAAGCAGAGGAAAAACUUGCUUCUGUACGCAGAAGAGUAAACUCGCCAAGUAAACUAACGUCAUACUACAACUAA
Molecule: messenger RNA, 948 nt
Organism: Carassius carassius (crucian carp)
Lineage: Eukaryota; Metazoa; Chordata; Actinopteri; Cypriniformes; Cyprinidae
Product: interferon-induced protein 44-like
Exons: 5
Source: RefSeq, a predicted model, not a curated record